CGGCACACAACGCGUAUCUUCUGCUUGCAAUCCUUCUUGCGCAUCCUGUAUCUUCACUCUUGAGGCAUUCGCUUCAAGUCAUUGGAUUCUGUGUUUACAUCUGCAGAAUACCCUUGUGCUGCUGCACCUCGGUUCCUAGCUUCCGAUCCCUGCUUCCAUCAGACUCGACCUGGUUAGCGUAAAGUAGCAGCUCCAGGUCUUUGCCAUUGAAGCCGUCCGGCCUUUUCGUGAUCAAUUUCAGUUUCAUGCUAUAUUGUCAGCCAUGCCUAUGAGCUCGGAGGUCUAAAGGGCACUAGUUCUCGUCUCUCAAGCCAAUGUCAAUCUGAUAAUCUUCUCGUACAAAUUUGCUCUUCCUGUUGCUGGGUUCUCAACAGGAUUGUUCUACUUCUGUUAUUUCUGCGACGUACACCUGCGAAUCUCGGUGUUCCCCUCCAAUCAGUUGACAAAUCUAUUGCCUUGCGAACUUUCAUUACCGCUGUUUCCAGGUACUCUUAGGGUAUUUCCGUCAACACCAGAUUAUGGAGGUUUCGAACCACACAAUAGGUCCGGUAGGGAACAGCACGGGUCAGCUUUCCAGUACCAAGGCACACAAUGCGAAACCUCGUCUUCUUUUGAUGGGACUCCGCAGGAGCGGCAAGUCUUCUAUCGAAAGUGUAGUUUUCCACAAGAUGCCUCCGAAUGAAACUCUCUUCUUAGAGUCGACAACGCGCAUCCAAAAGGAAUCAAUUCACUCGUUUAUGGACUUUCAAGUCUGGGACUUCCCUGGUCAAUUGGAGUACCUUGAACCGUCUUUCGAUCUUGAGGAGAUCUUUGCUGGCCUGGGUGCUCUCGUAUGGGUUAUUGAUGCACAAGACGACUAUAUCGACUCUGUUUCACGUCUUAGCCAAACGACCUUGACCAUUCAGCAGUUUUAUCCGAACAUUAACAUUGAAGUGUUUAUCCACAAGGUCGACGGCCUCUCCGAUGAGUAUCGCACGGACACCUUUCAGGACAUUGUUCAGCAUAUUUCAGAUGAACUGAGCGAUGCUGGGUAUGAAAAUGCCCCGGUUCACUACUAUCUCACCUCUAUCUAUGACUACUCUGUCUUCGAGGCCUUCAGCAAGGUCAUCCAGAAACUUAUCCCAAACCUCUCGACUCUCGAAAACCUAAUCAACACUCUUACAAAUAAUUGCGGGUUCGAAAAGACUUACCUCUUCGAUGUCCUCAGCAAGAUCUACAUCGCAUCUGAUACUCGACCGGUUGAUAUGGCUAGCUACGAGAUGUGCUCCGACUAUAUCGAUGUCAUCGUAGAUGUUUCCGAGUUAUACUCGUGGGACCACCCGGAUCGCAAGCCCAAGGGAGAACAAAUGCUGGAGGCAGAGAGCCAUGUUAUCCUGCACGAUGAGACUAUGAUCCACCUAAUGGAAAUAAACAAGUAUUUAUGCCUUGUUUCUGUGAUCAAAAACCCAGAAGCUAAAGAGAAGAAGGGGUUGAUCGAUAUGAAUUGCAGGACAUUCCAGGAAGCCCUCAACGAGGUGUUCAGCCGCAGUUGGGAAGAAGAACCAGAAGGCCAGGUUAUGGAAGGACAACAGGGUCCUCGCGGUCCAUGAGUUUCCGGGCUGAAAUUGACCUUUUCGCUGGACUGUUACCUGAAAAGGGAUACAUCUUUGUGAGGAAUUCCUUGAUAUCGCGACGAGUUUGGAAUACCAUCCUUCUUCACUUAUAAAUUUUAUUUGAUGAUGAUGGAACACUGAUAUCCUUAUAUAUUCCUUUACUGGACCUUAAUAAAGCAUUGAUUAAAACAUGUGAAAAGGGAAAUCCCUUUAAAAAACUAAGGAAUGGAAGCGCCAGG
Molecule: messenger RNA, 1831 nt
Organism: Monascus purpureus
Lineage: Eukaryota; Fungi; Ascomycota; Eurotiomycetes; Eurotiales; Aspergillaceae
Source: the annotation of a GenBank genome assembly